Molecule: messenger RNA, 1246 nt
Organism: Phialemonium atrogriseum
Lineage: Eukaryota; Fungi; Ascomycota; Sordariomycetes; Cephalothecales; Cephalothecaceae
Exons: 2
Coding region: 243-1073 (276 amino acids)
Source: RefSeq, a predicted model, not a curated record
GUUUGGCCCCUGAGAUAAGCCCGGAAGAUCACCAGGUCAACGCUGAGGGGUUUGAAUGCGGGGCAGAAUGCUCCCUGGGUGUCAGCUAAAAACUUUGGAAGAGGGAAAUGACGCGACGCGUCCAAUCGUCCCUUUUCUUGGAACACAACAUCAAUUCGCAUUGAGCAGAGUGAGAUGGCAAUGAUUGCAUCCCACACGGAGGUUGAAGUAUACCCGCUACUCACACGGUAGCCUAUCAUGCCAUGACAGGAGCUCAACCACCACCAAACAAUAUCCCAAACAAUAUCUAUCCGCAGUACUGUUUUCAUCUAUCCCCGACCAUCAAUCGGUGGUGUCCCCUCAGAGCAGCCGAUAUCCAGGCUCUGGAGAAGCACCCCGGCUUUGAAGGUCAGGAUCUGUACUUCCACGACAACCACCCGAUCAAAUGGGUCCGAAUCGUGGGGAUAGUCGUCGCCAUCGACGAAUAUGCGGCCCGACGCAUAUACACGGUGGAUGACAGCAGCGGCGCGACCAUCGAAUGUGUUGUAAACAUUACUCAGCUAAACACUCCAGGGCCCCCAGCGCUGGCACGACAGAAAGACGCGAAGGCUACAGCAGCCUCGGCCUCGGCCUCUACCUCGGCAGCGACUACAAAGCCUGAUAUCGAUGCCGACAUCGACGUUGGAGACAUUCUAGACGCCAGAGGCAGCAUCAGGCUUUUCAGGAACGCCAAACAAGUCCGGGUGGAGAAGAUCAUUCAUCUUCGGUCUACGGAGCAGGAAAUGCGAUUCUGGAACAAGCUCACACAGUUCCGCAUGGACGUCCUGAACACGCCCUGGGCUCUGGACAAGCGGGAGGUUCGGCGCUGCCGAAAGGAGGCUGAAGGGCAGGAUGAAGUGGAGGGCAGGAAGCGGAGGAGGCGCAGAGCUGCCGAGGCCGAGAGGUCGAGUAGGGGACCAGCAGGAAACGGCACCAUCAAGUGCGAUGAUGAUGAUUCUUCCCGCAGGUCCAAAACUACGGGGCUGGAGAAGAGGGCAAGGCGAGGCCCCAAGAUUAUUCGGGUGGAAGGCAAAUACGGCGCCCUGGGCAUCUGAUCUAGACUAUUGACUAUUCAAGGUUCCAUUCCUUACUCCACCACGUUGGAAUGGCGCUCAGGGGGGAAAUGGAAGGUUGGUGAAGUGAUUGUAUCCUUGGGUAAGGUGCAGGUUGCUGUGUCACCGACUUGAGGAACAACAUCUCACGAAUUGCCGAGAUCUCCUUUUUGGGC